AUGUUGAUACCCUUACGUUCUAUCCCCAGGUCUCAAUUGGCGCGGACUUCUCGAGGUUUUGCGACUGUAUCACCUGUGGUUGGCCACAACAGGAAUCACAAAAUUGUCGUAGUAGGUGGAGGCUCCGCUGGCCUUGCUAUCAGUCAUCAGCUCCUUAGGCAAGGAAAUCUUCAUCAAGACGAUAUUGCUAUUGUUGACCCAGCCACCUGGCAUCACUAUCAACCUGGAUGGACUCUGGUUGGAGGUGGUCUUAAGACAAAGGAGAGUCUCCGAAAACCUUUGAAGGAUUUGAUUGAUUCGAAACUUAAGUUUUACAAUACCGGUGUGGAGGGGUUUUCCCCAGAUGAAAACUUCAUUACAUUGAAAAACGGGGAUAUUGUUAAUUAUGACCAACUCGUUGUUGCUCCAGGUAUUACGGUUGAUGUUGGAAGUGUGAAGGGAUUAUCCGAAGCACUUGGAAACCCAGAUUCUCUUGUGUCCUCUAUAUAUAAUUACGACACUUGUGACAAGGUCUUUGGUACGAUACAAAAACUUCAAAAGGGAAAAGCAAUUUUCACCCAACCAGCCGGUGUUAUCAAGUGUGCUGGUGCUCCGCAGAAGAUUAUGUGGCUAGCAUUGGAUCAUUGGAAACGUGCUGGUUUAUAUGAUAUUAAGGAUCCUUCCAAUUCCGCGAUAAAUAUUUCUUUUGCCACUGGUCUCCCAACAAUGUUUGGUGUUCCCAAAUAUAGUGCCAAGCUUGAGGAAUUAAGAAGAGAAAGGCUUGUGGAAGGGUUGUUUCAGCAUGACCUCACCGCCAUUGAUGGUAACAAGGCAACUUUUACUCGUCCAGAUGGUAAAGAUCAGGUUACGAGAGACUUUGAUCUUUUGCAUGUGGUACCAAAGAAUAAACCACAUGAUUUUGUCAAGAAUAGCGUGCUUGCAAAUGAUGCUGGGUAUGUCAACGUCGACGAAGGGACUACCCGUCAUAUCAAAUACCAUAAUAUCUGGUCUGCUGGAGACGCUUCAAGUCUGCCAACCUCCAAAACAAUUGCAGCGAUCACUGCAGAGGCACCAGUUCUGGUUCGAAAUCUGCUCUUGGCUAUUGAUGGUCGGGAACCGGAGGAAAUUUACGAUGGCUAUACGUCGUGUCCUCUCUUGACUGAAUAUGGCAAGGUACUUCUUGCAGAAUUCAAGUACGGCGGAGUACCAAAGGAGACAUUUAACAAAUGGUUCGGUAUUGAUCAAGCCAUUCCGCGAACGGAAUUUUAUUAUUUGAAAAAGAAUUUCUUUCCAUGGGUGUACGGGAAAUACAUGGUGAAGGGUACUUGGGGUGGACCAAAGGGUUGGAUCAAAUAA
Messenger RNA from Botrytis byssoidea, 1335 nucleotides. RefSeq lists its product as uncharacterized. NCBI's taxonomy places the organism in Eukaryota, Fungi, Ascomycota, Leotiomycetes, Helotiales, Sclerotiniaceae. The coding region runs from base 1 to 1335 and encodes 444 amino acids. The record is from RefSeq and is a predicted model, not a curated record. Gene Ontology annotation, molecular function: sulfide:quinone oxidoreductase activity; FAD binding. Gene Ontology annotation, cellular component: mitochondrion. The transcript has a single exon.